CAAAAUUUUUGUUUAAAAUGAAAAUCAUUGCCAUCUUAUUAUUUUGUGUCACAGCGGUUUUGGCUGCAGAGCAACUGAAACCGAAUGAAUGGUGCAGUGGUGCCUAUUUAAGGGAAGCCAUACGGAAAUGUGGUGCAGAAUAUGGAGCCACACAAGCUGAUGCCGAUGAUUAUAUACAACAUCGUCCUGCAGCCAAUGAUAAAAUGAAAUGCUAUCGUGCUUGUCUUUUCAAUGAAUGUAGAGCGUUUAAUAUGGAUGGCAGCUUUGUGGCCAAUGCUCCUCAAACUACAGCAUUUUUGGCAUCUCGUAUUAACCCCUCACACUGGGAACCUGCUGAAAAAGCAGCCAAAAUUUGUAUUGCCAAAACUCCAUACGGAACAGACAGAUGUGAAACCGUUGAGCAAUUUUCACUUUGUCUGACAGAAAAAUCUCCAGUAAAACUAUCUUAUGAAGACAAUUUCAUAGAAAAGAAUCGCUGAACGUUGAAAUGAGGAAGCCUUACUUAGUAAAUAGAACAUCGAACACCG
Stomoxys calcitrans (stable fly) is the source of this 527-nucleotide messenger RNA. Its product is annotated as general odorant-binding protein 28a-like. Bases 18 to 479 code for a protein of 153 amino acids. The transcript is spliced from 6 exons. NCBI's taxonomy places the organism in Eukaryota, Metazoa, Arthropoda, Insecta, Diptera, Muscidae. Gene Ontology annotation, molecular function: odorant binding. The record is from RefSeq and is a predicted model, not a curated record.